AUGAAAGAGUGCCAAAAGGAUUGGUCAUGCAAGUAUUGUACCAAAUCACACAACAAUCUGCUUCACGAGGAUGCGAACGAAAACGAGACCUUCAGCAGCAAUUGUCUUAAAGAAAGCAACGGACAAGAUACGUUGUUGGCAACUGCGCUUAUUCGGAUUAAAAACAAGUCCGGAAAAUAUGAGCAGCUAAGGGCCCUCAUCGAUGGAGGCUCGCAAAAGACAUUGAUAUCUGAAGAGGCCGCUCAACGACUACAACUGCGCCGAAUCAAGCGGAAAUUGGGAGUACAAGGAAUUUCACAGAAUGUUGAAGUUCUAAAAAACAGCGUUUGCUUGACAAUCAAACCAAGGAUGACAAGCAAAUUCGUCACCAGAACGGAGGCACUUGUUAUGCCAAAACUGCAAAGAGCUCUACCGAGCAAGAAAAUUGAAAUGGACAUCAAUAAGGACUGGAUGGGCUGCAAGCUGGCAGACCCACAUUUCAAUGAACCCAGCAGAAUCGAUGUUGUGAUUGGCGUUGAUUUACUCCACUCAAUAAUGUUGGGAAAAGUUAAAAAAGUCAACGGUAUACUGGGGCAAAAAACUGAACUUGGAUGGAUUGUUUCGGGGAACAUAGCUAGAGCAGUAAACAACAAGGUGAUCAGCGCAACAACGACGAUUUGCCUGGAUAACCUCGAACGCCUCUGGAAGCUGGAAAAUAACUCAAGCUGUUCAAAAAAGAACAAUAAAUGGGAUGGCCAAGGCCGGCUAGUAGUCUCCAUACCAUUUAAAAAAGAUUUCGAGUCAGGUAAAUCGCGCAAGCACGCUAUGACACGAUUACUGCAUAUGGAGAACAAAUUCAGAAAGCAUCUACAAAUAUUCACGGAAUAUAAAGACUUCACUUGGCAUGGGAACCGCCACCUGAGUAAAGGACCAAAGUAA
Messenger RNA from Drosophila mojavensis, 918 nucleotides. RefSeq lists its product as uncharacterized. Lineage: Eukaryota; Metazoa; Arthropoda; Insecta; Diptera; Drosophilidae. The record is from RefSeq and is a predicted model, not a curated record. The coding region runs from base 1 to 918 and encodes 305 amino acids. The transcript has a single exon.